Gracilinanus agilis (Agile Gracile Mouse Opossum) is the source of this 1926-nucleotide messenger RNA. RefSeq names its product solute carrier organic anion transporter family member 4C1-like. Bases 1 to 1926 code for a protein of 641 amino acids. Gene Ontology annotation, cellular component: membrane. The record is from RefSeq and is a predicted model, not a curated record. The transcript is spliced from 12 exons. Gene Ontology annotation, biological process: transmembrane transport; sodium-independent organic anion transport. Lineage: Eukaryota; Metazoa; Chordata; Mammalia; Didelphimorphia; Didelphidae. Gene Ontology annotation, molecular function: protein binding.
AUGGAGGCAACAGGAGGUAUCGACAACCCGGCUUUCGUCCCAUCCAGCCCCAGCCUCCGGCGAAUGGUUUCAGAGCCUCCGGCCGAGGAGGAGGUUACCAGUACCUCCUACCUGUCCGGCUCCCCGGAGGAACAGGAACCGCCAUCCGGGCCGCCCGAACAGUCCGAGCCUUCCGAGCAGCCAAAGCCGCCAAAGCCGCCAAAGCCUCCAAAGCCGCUAAAGCCGCGGGUACAAGUGCAGCCCCUGGAGCUGGAGGAGGGACUGUGCGGCUGGGGAAACUUCACUCCCGCCUGCCUGCAGCGCUGGAACAACCCCAAGGGCUACUUGUUUUACUACUGUCUCCUGGCCCUCACCCAAGUUUCCACUCUUUUCUUAGAUACCUGCCCACUAACAGGAAUCAACAGCACUUGUGAACACUACAUAACAUCUUCACUUUCAAACUACCUGUAUGUCUUCAUACUUGGACAGAUGUUGCUGGGAAUUGGAGGAACACCUCUUUAUACCUUGGGAACAGCCUUUAUUGAUGACAGUGUUCCCACACACUUGUCCUCUCUCUAUAUAGGAAUUGGCUAUGCUAUGUCUGUCCUUGGCCCUGCUAUUGGCUAUGUAUUAGGAGGACAACUUCUAACCAUCUAUAUUGAUGCCAAUGUAAAUUUAGAAAUUGACAUCACUGAAGAUGAUCCACGCUGGCUGGGUGCAUGGUGGAUAGGGUUUCUUAUUUCCUGCUUGCUGGGAUGGUCUUUGAUUAUACCUUUUUCUUGCUUUCCAAAGCAUUUACCAGGCACUUCUGUAGUACGAGCUGGAAAAGUUUCUCAGGUCCAUCAGGAUAACAAUAUAACAAAAUUUGAGGAUGAGGAAUUUGGAAAGAGUUUUAAAGAUUUUCCAGCAUCUCUUCUGAUUUUGCUGAAGAAUCCUGCCUUUAUGUGUUUAGUUCUAUCCACCACCACAGAAGCUUUGAUUACUACUGGAUUUGCUACCUUUUUACCUAAAUACAUAGAAAACCAAUUUGGAAAGUCAUCCAGCUAUGCAGCUACCCUUGGAGGGAUUGUUUUAAUACCAGGAGCAGCUCUUGGGCAGAUUUUGGGUGGUGUCAUUGUGUCCAGGUUCAGAAUGUCUUGUAAAGAAGCUAUGAAAUUUGCAGCAUUUUCAUCUUCAGCAGCAUUUUUGCUGACUAUGACUUUAAUUUUUAUGAAAUGCCCAAAUGAGGCAUUUGCUGGAGUUUUUCAACCAUUUAAAGGAGCAGAAAGCGUAGGAAACAUCACAGCCCCUUGUAAUUUGAGGUGUAAUUGCUCUCGCUCAUUUUAUUAUCCUGUUUGUGGAAGAGACAGUCUCCAGUAUUUCUCUCCCUGCAUUGCAGCUUGUACAGCUUCAGAUAAAAUAGAGCAUCAAAAGGUAUAUUAUAAUUGUUCCUGUGUGGGACAGAAGAAACGACUGCUAUCAACUGUGGAGGGUGAUGUCAUAGAUGCUCAAGCUGGGAAAUGUGAAUCACGAUGCAAGAAUUUACCCAUAUUCUUUGCCUUUUUCUUUGCUACAGUUGUGUUUACUUUUAUGUCUGGUACACCAAUUACUGUGGCCAUCCUCAGGUGUGUAUUUGACAGACAGCAUUCUCUUGCCCUGGGAGUACAAUUCAUGCUAAUCCGAUUAUUGGGCACCAUUCCUGGACCAAUUUGCUUUGGCAUUGCAAUAGACAGCUCUUGUGUACUAUGGGACAUUAAUGAUUGUGGAGUUAGAGGAGCUUGUCGGAUUUAUGACAACCCCAAAAUGGCCUACAUGCUGGUAGGAAUAAGUAUAAUGUGUAAAGUAAUCACUAUCCUCUUCAAUGUUUUUGCACUAAUGUCAUACAAGCCUCCAUCAGACACAAGUCAAUCAUUGCAUUCAACCAAUCAAGAGGAUGAUCAAGGAAUGAAUCUUGAAACCAAGACUUAA